Messenger RNA from Parastagonospora nodorum SN15, 482 nucleotides. RefSeq lists its product as hypothetical. Lineage: Eukaryota; Fungi; Ascomycota; Dothideomycetes; Pleosporales; Phaeosphaeriaceae. The record is from RefSeq and is a predicted model, not a curated record. The coding region runs from base 69 to 440 and encodes 123 amino acids. The transcript is spliced from 2 exons.
ACAGAUCGAGUACGACAUAGACCAAUCCGUGGGAACGCUGUCCUCGUAUACACCGCCAACAGGCUCACAUGCCCCCGAUCAUCUCUUGCGUGUCGGACUGUCAGACCCCCACAACAGGCACAUGGCGCGGCAUCGUAGCGUCAGCAGCGAGUUUCGCGGAUGAGUACCACAAGAAGUUUGUCAUCCAUGUCGAUGAGAAAGGCGAGCCAUAUUACGUUGGACUUGGAACGAGCGCAAAGCAGGCUGGCGACCAAGUCGAGGUCGAGAUAGUGAAGAGGCAACCAGGUCCGAAGCCGGUGUUGAACAAACCAAUUGUGUUGAACGCGGAAGGCAAGAUUGACUCGAAAGAGCCAGAAAAGAGCUUCUUGCAGAAAUACUGGUGGGCGAUAGCAUUAUUCUUGGUGGUUCAGCUGGUCGCAGGUGGAGGAGACGGAAAAUAACUACAUUCGUGCCAGUACGCAAUAUAUCACCGUGAGCGACGA